Lasiosphaeria miniovina is the source of this 999-nucleotide messenger RNA. RefSeq names its product putative aldo/keto reductase. Bases 1 to 999 code for a protein of 332 amino acids. The transcript has 2 exons. The record is from RefSeq and is a predicted model, not a curated record. Gene Ontology annotation, cellular component: cytoplasm. Lineage: Eukaryota; Fungi; Ascomycota; Sordariomycetes; Sordariales; Lasiosphaeriaceae.
AUGACGACUACCAUCGCUGGCAAGACGGUCAGCCAGAAUGGCCUCGGACUCAUGCGCUUCACCGAGCACGAGGCCGCGAUGCCGGACGAGGAGACGUUUGCCGUGCUCAAGGCGGCCGUCGCGGCGGGCGUCACGCUGUGGAGCGCCGCCGACUUCUACGGCACGCCCGAGAGCAACUCGCUGCACUUGCUGGCGCGCUACUUCGCCAAGUACCCCGAGGACGGCGACAAGGUGGUCGUGUGCAUCAAGAGCGGCGUGGUCGACAUGAAGAAGCUGCUGAUCGACGGGUCGGCCGCCGGCGUGCGCCGGUGGGUGGCCAGCGCCAACGCGAUCCUCGGCGGCGUCAAGAAGAUCGACGUGUUCGGCAUCGCGCGCGUCGACAAGAAGGUGCCCAUCGAGGAGACGGUCGGCGCGCUCGCCGAGCUCGUGGCCCAGGGCGCCAUCGGCGGCAUCCAGCUCAGCGAGGCCGGCCCGGCCACCAUCCGCCGCGCUGCCGCCACCGCCAAGAUCGACCUCGUCGAGGAGGAGGUCAGCUUGUGGUCGACCGACGUGUUCAGCAAGGGCAUCGCGGCGGCCUGCGCCGAGCUCGCCAUCCCCAUCGUCGCGCACUCGCCGCUCGGCGCCGGCAUGCUGACGGGCCGCAUCAAGAGCCUCGACGACCUGCCCAAGGGCCACUACCCGCGCGUGUUCCCCAAGUUCCGGCCGGGCAACUUCGAGAAGAACCUAGAGCUGGUGCGCGAGCUGGAGAAGUUCGCGCGGGCCAAGGGCGCCUCGCUGCCGCAGCUCACGCUGUCGUGGGUCAGGGCCCAGAGCUCCAGGCCCGGCGUGCCGUUCAUCAUCCCCAUUGCCGGCGCGCGGUCCGCCAACAGGAUCAAGGAGAACCUGGCCGCCGUGGACUUGUCGGGCCCGGAUCUGAAGGCCAUUGACGACAUCUUGGCCUGCUUCCCGGUUUACGGCACCAGGUACCCCGAGGCAGGCAUGGCGCUCGUCGAUUUUUGA